Messenger RNA from Schistocerca piceifrons (Central American locust), 13640 nucleotides. RefSeq names its product dynein beta chain, ciliary-like. Lineage: Eukaryota; Metazoa; Arthropoda; Insecta; Orthoptera; Acrididae. The record is from RefSeq and is a predicted model, not a curated record. Gene Ontology annotation, biological process: microtubule-based movement. Gene Ontology annotation, cellular component: dynein complex. The transcript is spliced from 83 exons. Gene Ontology annotation, molecular function: ATP binding; dynein intermediate chain binding; dynein light intermediate chain binding. Bases 41 to 13501 code for a protein of 4486 amino acids.
CUCUGCAGGGGGCGUCAGAAGCGGUAAAUUGUCGGACGCAAUGGCGUCGGAAGGCGGGCCUGACCCGCGGGUGGAGUUCCUGGGCAGCUACGUGCAGAAGACUCUCAAACUGAAGCCGGAGAAGUGGGGGCGCGUCAUGGCCACCGAGGAGUUCCGCCAGAUCGUCAUGGACUUUCUCAACAAGCCGGAGCCAAUGAUGCUGCUGGUGAUGCAGAACAACGCGGCGCAGCUGUCAGUGGCGUCCGCCUUCCCGCUGAGCCUGAAGAACAAGUCGGCGUACUUCGUGAAGAGGGCGCGUACGCCGGUGCCGCGAGAGGACAUCAACAGCUUUCUCAUCCUGGGAGACCUCGCAGCCAGGCCCAUAGAGCAGCUCGCCGCGCUCGUAGACGAGGUGUUCGUGCCGCUGCUGUCGAACCCGGGCAACAGCCGCGCGUGGCCCAAGGUGGUGGCCCAGGACAUCCAGCGGCACGUGCACUCGCUGCAGAGCACCGUCUACCAGGUGCGCGGACAGGUCAGCGGACACACCGUGCUGCCGCUGCCCGUCGGCGUCGACCGCGUGCACGAGGCAGAGCGAGCGCUCGUCUCCAGCGGCGGCGACGUGGUGGACCUGUACCUGAAGAGCGCCAUUGAGGGCGUUAUCAUAAAGUGGGCGACGCAGAUCAACGACGUGCUCAGCGAGGACUCGUCACAAGCCUUUGGCGCCGGCCACCACCCCACGCCUUCCGCAGAGAUGACGUACUGGAACAAGCGGCUGGACAAUCUCCAGCACAUCUACGAGCAGCUGAGGGACGAGCGAGUGCGCAAGAUGGCGGUCAUCCUGGAGCGCACGGACAGCGCCUACUUCCCCUGCUUCAAGACCAUCUUCAGGAACAUCGUCGCAGCGCUGGCGGAGGCGAAGGACAUCGUGCUGUAUCUGAAGCCGUUGCAGAAGCACUUCACGGCGCUGGAGGAGACGGACUUCUCGGAGGUGCAGCCGCUGCUCAAGCCGCUGAUGCACGUCGUCUGCCUGGUGUGGGCCAACUCCCGCUACUACUGCAACUCUGCCAAGAUCAUCGUGCUGCUCAAGCAGAUCUGCAACCUCCUCAUACAGCAGGCCAAAAAGUACCUCGAUCCGGCUUCGAUAUUCCAGUCUGAUGUUGAUGAAGCCAAACAGAGGAUACAGGAGUGCAUUGGCACACUCAAGUUCUUUAGGGAGAUAUUCGAUGAUCGCAGAGAGAACUUGGCAGGCUACUUCAAGGACCGCGAACCUACCAUGUGGACCUUCCAUCCGAGAAUGGUGUUCGAGCGUUUUGACAGCUUCUUGGAGAGAAUGCAAACGAUAUUGCACUUCUUCGACACGGUGGUGGAGUUCCUGAAACUGGAGAAGGUGGAGAUCGGCGGAAUGAAGGGGCGCACGCUGUCGGCCAAGGUGUGCGGCGUGUACCACGAGUUCAGCGAGCUGCUGGUGCAGUUCGGCGCCAAGUCGUACGACGCGCUCGACCCGGAGGACGACUCGUUCACGCGCGACUACGCCGGCUUCACCGCCAGGAUCUGCGACCUGGACCGCCGGCUCGCCGCCGUCUUCUGCCAGGCCUUCGACGACUGCGCGAACCUCGAGAGCGUCUUCAAGCUGGUGGAGAUCGUGGGCUCGGUGCUCGAUCGUCCGCUGAUCAAGCAGGAGUUCACCGGCAGGUAUGACGCCAUCGUCGACAUGCUGGAUGCCGAGGUCACCACCUCAGAGGAGCUGUACGAGGAGCAGAUGGGUCAGCUGCAGCGGUGGGGCUUCAUGCCGGUGGACAAGUGCAUGCCGCCCGUGGCGGGCGCGCUGCGCUGGUCCGAGAUGCUCCGCAAGCGCAUCUCGGCGCCCGUCAACUCAUUCGUCGCCUUGCAGCACCCCAUCGUUAGCAGUGCGCAGGCACAAGCAAUCCUGUCUCGCCACGCCAGCCUGCUGGAGCGCAUGGACGCGUGGCAGAAGCAGAUGUUCACCGACUGGGCCGCCCAGGUGCCGCAACAGUGCAGGGACAACCUCAAGCUGAGCCUGCUGGCGCGCAAGCAGGACGCCAGGGACCUGCUGCUCAACUUCCACCCGCAGCUGAGCGCUAUCCUGCGAGAGGUACAUUACUUGCAGCAGAUGGGAUACGAGGAUAUACCGCAAGAGGCCCUUGACCUGUACGAAAAGGGAGAGAUCUUCCGCAAGUACACCAACAGCCUCAACCAGACCAUCACCUGGUACAACAAGGUGUGCCGCAGCAGCAUGCCGGUGGAGUUCGCGCUGGUGCGUGAGAGCGUGCAGGAGGUGGAUGGGCUCAUUGCCAAGGGGCAGUCCGAGCUCACCUGGGACGCGGGACCAGAGCUGUGGGAGUACAUCGAGAAGCUGCACGGGCUGGUGCACAACCUGGAGAAGCGGCUGCAGCGCACGCAGGACAACGUGGAGCGCAUGCGCGCCGUGCUGGCGCCCUGGAGCCGCUCGCCCGUCUUCACGCGCCGCGACGGCCGCAAGGACGCGCUGCUCAGCCUCGACGACCGCCACGAGCGCGUCCACAAGCGGUACGCUGAAAUUGAAACUGCAUCUAAGGAGAUACAUUCGCUGCUGUCGGACAACCUGAAGCUGUUCGGGAUGGAGGGGCAGGAGGACUGCGACCGCUGGCAGCAGUACGUGGCCUACGUGGACGGACUCGUGUCGGACGCCCUGCUGCGAGCGGUGGGCUGCAGUCUGGGAACACUAUGGGAACAAAUGGAUGGUGGAUAUGCACCAUUAUUUGAAGCUCAGCUGCAACUGCGUGAACCUACUCUGGAGCUGGUGCCACCCCUUCAGCCACAGGACCAUCCUGAUGGGUUUCAGAAGCUUGUUUCUGGCCUUAUUGAUGAUAUUAUGCACAUGGCUGCACUUAUACCACGCAUAAGUGCAAAUUGUGGCCGGACAUAUGAGGAGGAUCUGGAAAAUAAUGAGGACAUUAAGGAAAUGAAAAAAGAAGUCCUUGAUGGUGUGAAGAAAGUUGCAAAAGAGGCAACAGAAUUUUCUAAGAAGUUUGAAGAAUAUUCAUACCUGUGGCUUGAUGAUCGUGCAAACUAUAUGCAGCAGUUCUUGGAGUAUGGACGACAGUUGACUGGCGAUGAGCUAGAGAUGCUUGCAUCAGAAGAGGAGCAGGAUCCUGAAGGCUCGCCUCCUACAUUGGACAAUUUCAAGGAGCAGAUUGACACGUUUGAAAAUCUUUACCUUGAAGUGGAAAAGAUUUCAUCAACACACACAUUCCACUCUUGGUUUCAAGUUGACAUACGCCCAUUCAAGCAAGCACUGUUAAACACAAUAUGCAAAUGGAGUGGUAUGUUCAAGAGCUACCUUGUUGAUUAUGUUACAUCUAGCUUAUCCGACCUUGCAGACUUUAUACACCAAGCAGAUGAAGGAUUGCUGCAACCUGUUGAGGAGGGUGACUAUGAGCGACUUGUCAGUGUUAUGGGCUACCUAAUGAAUGUCAAGGAGCGUCAGGCUGAUACUGACGAGAUGUUUGAACCGUUACAGCAAACUAUUGAUUUACUAAAGCAAUAUGAUCAGGACUUACCUGAAGAGGUCAAUGUGCUCUUGCAGGAAUUACCAGAGCAAUGGAAUAAUACAAAGAAGAUAGCUACACAAGUAAAACAACAGGUGGCUCCACUGCAAGCAAUUGAAGUGUGCUGCAUAAGAAGUCGAAUCCAGACCUUUGACAAUCAGCAGUUGCAGUACCGUGAUCGUUUCCGCAAAUACCGUUUCCUCAGGUAUGACUGUAAGGAUCCAUAUGACUUGGUGGAUAAAACACAUUUAGAAAUUAAUAAAUUUGAAGAGGACAUGCAAGCUAUCCAAGACUCCGCUUCCUUAUUUGAGGUUAAUGUACCUGAAUUCAAGCAUGUCAGACAGUGCAGAAAGGAGUUGCGCAUGCUAAAGCAACUGUGGGAUUAUGUGCAUAUAGUCCAGACAUGCAUUGAUGAUUGGAAGACCACCCCCUGGAGGAAGAUUGAUGUUGAAAACAUGGAUAUAGAAUGCAAGAAGUUUGCUAAGGAAAUACGAGCACUGGAUAAGGAAAUGCGAUCAUGGGAUACAUAUGUGACACUUGAGGCUACUGUCAAGAACAUGCUAACAUCUCUGAGAGCAGUUGGUGAACUACAGAAUCCAGCAAUACGAGAACGGCAUUGGCAUCAACUGAUGAAAUCAACAAAGAGCUUAGCUGCAUUGCCACCUGAAGUCACUGUACGUUUUGUGAUGGAUGAAAGCACCACCCUAUCUGACCUCCUCGCUCUUAAUCUUCAUGAAUGUGAGGAAGAAGUGAAGAACAUUGUGGACAAAGCUGUCAAAGAGAUGUCAAUGGAGAAGGUUCUACGUGAUCUUCACACAACAUGGUCAAAGAUGGAAUUUGAUCAAGAGACGCAUUCACGUACCGGAUGUACAUUGCUGAAAGCCAGUGAAGAGCUCAUUGAAACACUCGAGGACAAUCAGGUGCAGCUGCAGAAUCUCAUCACAUCAAAGUUCAUAGCUCACUUCCUUCAAGAAGUAUCAGCAUGGCAGCAAAAGCUGUCAGCAGCUGACCAGGUUAUUACUACGUGGUUUGAGGUACAGAGGACGUGGAUUCACCUUGAAUCAAUUUUCAUGAGUUCUGAAGAUAUUCGCAAGCAAUUGCCUCGUGAUUCAGAACGUUUUGACUACAUUGACUUUGAAUUCAAGAAACUAAUGGAGGAAAUGGCAAAGACACCAAAUGUAGUGGAAGCAACUAAUAAGGAGGGUGUUAUUCAGCAACUAGAGGAACUUCAGCGUGAACUUACACUUUGUGAAAAAGCAUUAGCAGAAUAUCUGGAAACAAAGAGACUUGCGUUCCCAAGGUUCUACUUCGUUUCAUCUGCUGACCUGCUGGAUAUCUUGUCUAAUGGAAAUUUGCCAAAAGUUGUUGCAAGGCAUCUAACAAAGCUAUUUGAUUCAAUGGCACAUCUGAAAUUUACGAAGGAUGAGCAAGGGAAUGAUGAAAAGCGUGCUAAAGGAAUGAUUGCUAAGGAUGGAGAAUAUGUUGAGUUUAAUUCUAUAUGUGAAUGCACAGGACCAGUUGAACAAUGGCUAAACAGACUGCAGGCAGCCAUGCGUGUAUCUAUCCGACAUUACUUUGGUGAAGGGGUGGUACUUUAUGAAGAAAAACCACGUGAUCAGUGGCUGUUUGAUUUUCCUGCACAAGUUUCACUUUGUGGUACGCAAAUCUGGUGGUGUACAGAAGUUAAUCUAGCAUUUGCGACCCUUGAGGAGGGCUAUGAAAAUGCUUUAAAGGACUACCAGAAAAAACAGAUUCAGCAACUAAGCACUUUAAUUUCAUUACUGCUUGGAGAACUGACAAAACAGGAUCGACAAAAGAUAAUGACCAUCUGCACAAUUGAUGUUCACUCUCGGGAUGUUGUAGCAAAAUUGAUACAAUCCAAAGUGGAGGCUGGAUCCGCAUUCCAGUGGCAGUCACAGUUGCGGCACAGAUGGGAUGAAAAGGAACGGGACUGCUUUGCCAACAUCUGUGAUGCACAGUUCAGAUAUUCACAUGAGUAUCUUGGGAAUACUCCACGACUAGUGAUAACACCACUGACUGAUCGCUGCUACAUUACUCUCACGCAGUCACUGCAUUUAGUGAUGGGUGGAGGGCCAGCGGGACCUGCUGGUACUGGAAAGACAGAAACUACAAAGGACCUUGGGAGAGCACUGGGCAUAAUGGUUUAUGUAUUCAACUGCUCAGAGCAAAUGGAUUACAAGUCCUGCGGUAACAUCUACAAAGGCUUAGCACAAACGGGUGCCUGGGGAUGCUUUGAUGAAUUCAAUCGAAUCUCUGUUGAAGUUUUGUCAGUUGUCGCUGUGCAAGUCAAAUCUGUUCAGGAUGCUAUAAGAGAUAAAAAAGAAACCUUCAAUUUUAUGGGUGAGCAGAUUGGUCUUGUUCCAACUGUAGGAAUUUUUAUCACAAUGAAUCCAGGAUAUGCUGGACGCACAGAACUUCCUGAAAACUUGAAAGCAUUGUUCAGACCCUGUGCAAUGGUGGUUCCUGACUUUGAGCUGAUCUGUGAAAUAAUGCUUGUAGCAGAAGGGUUCCAGGAUGCCCGUGUACUAGCUCGAAAGUUUAUUACAUUGUACACUCUAUGUAAAGAACUUCUUUCUAAGCAGGAUCACUAUGACUGGGGUCUUCGCGCAAUUAAAUCAGUGCUUGUUGUUGCCGGCUCCCUAAAGAGAGGUGAUCCUGGUAGGCCUGAAGAAGAAGUUUUGAUGAGAGCCCUCAGAGACUUCAAUAUCCCCAAGGUGGUAACUGAUGAUGUGCCAGUGUUCAUGGGUCUCAUUGGUGAUCUGUUUCCUGCUUUGGAUGUACCUCGAAAGAGAGAUGUUGAUUUUGAACGUAGUGUCAAACAGGCUGCAGCAGAUCUUCUUUUACAGCCAGAAGAUGGUUUCAUUUUAAAGGUGGUACAGCUUGAGGAGCUGCUAGAAGUACGCCACUCAGUGUUUGUUGUGGGAAAUGCUGGGACGGGAAAGACACAGGUGUGGAAAACACUUCUACGAACAUAUGUGAAUAUGAAACGCAAGCCAGUAUUCAAUGACCUUAAUCCAAAAGCUGUUACAAACGAUGAACUCUUUGGAAUUAUAAAUCCAAAUACUCGUGAAUGGAAAGAUGGUUUGUUUUCUGUUAUAAUGAGGGAUCAAGCAAACUUAGGUGGCGACAACCCUAAAUGGAUUAUACUGGAUGGUGACAUCGACCCAAUGUGGAUUGAAUCACUCAACACUGUUAUGGAUGAUAACAAGAUUUUGACACUGGCAAGUAAUGAAAGAAUAGCACUGAACCCAUCAAUGCGUUUAUUGUUUGAAAUAUCUAAUCUGCGCACUGCUACACCAGCAACAGUAUCACGUGCUGGAAUUCUUUAUAUUAACCCUCAAGAUCUUGGAUGGAAUCCAUAUGUUACAAGCUGGAUAGAGACAAGAACUUCAACCCAGGAGAAAUCUUGUCUUGUAGCACUGUUUGAUAAAUACAUACCUUCAUGUCUUGAGUGUCUACGCGUUAGGUUCAAAAAAAUUACACCGAUUGCUGAGAUUGCCCAUGUACAAAUGCUGUGCUAUCUUCUGGACUGUUUGCUGACUCCUGCAAAUACACCUGCAGAUUGUCCAAGAGACUGGUACGAUGUCUACUUUGUAUUUGCUUGUGUAUGGGCAUUUGGCGCAACUAUGUUCCAGGAUCAGAAUAUUGACUACCGUGUAGAAUUUACAAAAUGGUGGGUGAAUGAGUUCAAAUCAGUGAAAUUUCCAGCCCAAGGAACAGUCUUUGACUACUACAUUGACUCAGAAUCCAAAACAUUUGUGCCAUGGACCGAGAAGUUACCUCGUUUCAUACUUGACCCAGAUAUACCACUUCAGGCUGUUUUGGUGCAUACAUCUGAAUCCAUUAGGGUCCGGUUUUUUCUGGAUAUGCUUAUGGAAAAGAGGCAACCAGUGAUGCUGGUAGGGAAUGGUGGAGUUGGGAAAACAGUGCUAGUCAGUGACAAACUGUGUAACUUGUCAGAGAAUUAUGCAGUUGCUAAUGUGCCAUUCAAUUUCUACACCACGUCAGAGAUGCUUCAGAAAAUUUUGGAACGUCCACUGGAGAAGAAAGCAGGAAGAAAUUAUGGUCCUCCAGGCAACAAAACAUUAAUUUACUUCGUUGAUGAUAUGAAUAUGCCAGAGGUAGAUGCAUAUGGAACAGUCCAGCCACAUACUCUUAUUAGACAACACCUGGAUUAUAGUCACUGGUAUGAUCGUACAAAACUCUCAUUAAAGGACAUUCACAACUGUCAGUAUGUGGCAUGUAUGAAUCCCACUGCUGGCAGUUUUACAAUCAACCCUCGUCUUCAGAGACAUUUUUGUGUGUUUGCUGUCAGUUUUCCCGGGACAGAAUCACUCAACACAAUUUACCAGUCAAUACUGUCACAACAUCUGACAGAUCCAGAUUAUCGCUUUCCAUCAACUGUUUGGCGCCUCACUGUCAAUGUGGUGUCUGCAUCGCUGAUACUACACCAUAAAGUAGCACAGGUCUUCCUUCCAACAGCUGUUAAGUUUCAUUAUAUCUUCAAUCUCAGAGAUUUGUCAAGUGUAUUUCAGGGGCUUCUGUUCAGUCAAGGAGAUUGUGUGACUGCACCAACUGAUUUGGUCCGUUUGUGGAUGCAUGAGACACAAAGAGUUUAUGGGGACAAGCUCACAGAUGAAAAAGAUAUCGAAGCAUUUGCAAAAAUGCAGCUAGACAUUGUGAAGAAAAAUUUUGAGGAUAUGGAUGAAAGUAUAGUGUUAGAAAAACCAAACUUGUUUUGCCAUUUUGCUCAAGGAAUUGGUGAACCUAAGUACAUGCCAGUGAAAGAGUGGGAUGUUCUAACUAAACUACUUCAGGAUGCCCUUGUUAGUUAUAAUGACCUGGUGGCUGCGAUGAACCUCGUGCUGUUUGAAGAUGCUAUGAUGCAUAUCUGCAGAAUCAACCGCAUUCUUGAAACACCUAGAGGCAGUGCUCUACUUGUGGGAGUUGGUGGAUCAGGAAAGCAGUCUCUGUCUCGCCUUGCUGCUUUCAUCUCCAGUCUUGAGGUAGCACAGAUACAACUACGCAAAGGUUAUGGAAUUCCUGAUCUCAAGAUGGAGUUGUCAGGUUUGUACCUGAAGUCUGGGCUGAAGAAUGUGGGCAUAAUGUUCUUAAUGACAGAUGCCCAAGUUCCUAAUGAGCUCUUUCUCGUACUCAUAAAUGAUAUGCUAGCAUCAGGUGAAGUUCCUGAUUUAUUCUCAGAUGAUGAAGUUGAGAACAUCAUUGGUGGAGUUCGUAAUGAGGUGAAAGGUGCUGGCCUUCUUGAUACUCGUGAAAACUGUUGGAAGUUCUUUGUGGAUCGUGUGCGUCGUCAGCUGAAAGUAGUACUGUGCUUCUCCCCUGUGGGUUCAACUCUGAGAAUACGUGCUAGGAAAUUUCCAGCUAUUAUCAACUCCACAUCAAUUAACUGGUUUCAUGAAUGGCCUCAGGAAGCGUUAGUGUCUGUUUCCAAAAGAUUUCUUGGAGAACUUGAACCUUUGCCUCAAGAAUUCCUAGAGUCUGCAGCCAGGUUCAUGGCUUAUGUGCACACAUCUGUGAACUCUAUGUCUCGGGUGUACCUGCAGAAUGAGCGGCGAUACAACUAUACAACGCCUAAGUCAUUCUUGGAACAAAUUAGCCUUUAUGGCAAACUCCUCUGUCAAAAAAGUGCUGAACUUCAUGGGAAGAUAGAACGUCUUGAGAAUGGACUGGAAAAACUGAAGAGCACUGCUGAGCAGGUUGAUGAUCUGAAAGCCAAGUUAGCUGUUCAGGAAAUAGAGCUGAAACAAAAGAAUGAAGCAGCAGAUGCACUGAUUGAAGUUGUAAGAGUAGAGACUGAAAAAGUGUCAACAGAAAAAGCAGUUGCCGAUGAGGAGGAGCAAAAAGUAGCAUGUAUUGCAGAAGAGGUGACCAAAAAACAGCAGGACUGUGAAGAAGACUUGGCUAAAGCUGAGCCAGCCCUUACAGCUGCACAAGAGGCUCUUAACACUCUGAAUAAGGCAAAUCUUACAGAACUGAAGUCAUUUGGAUCUCCGCCCGGAGCUGUCACAAAUGUUACUGCAGCAGUUAUGGUUCUCCUGGCUCCCAAUGGAAAGAUUCCAAAGGAUCGUAGCUGGAAGGCAGCAAAGGUUGUGAUGGCAAAAGUGGAUGCUUUCUUAGACGCUCUUAUAAAUUAUGACAAAGAAAAUAUACACCCUGAAAUUAUAAAGGCUAUUCAACCAUAUUUAAAGGAUUCAGAAUUUGAACCAGAGUUUGUUCGCAGCAAGUCUGCAGCUGCGGCAGGUCUCUGUGCAUGGGUUAUCAACAUCAUAAAAUUCUAUGAGGUAUACUGUGAUGUUGAACCUAAGAGAAAGGCUCUGGCACAGGCAAAUGCAGAAUUAGCAGCUGCACAAGACAAACUCAGUGUCAUCAAACGAAAAGUUGCAAGCCUUGAAGAGCAGCUCGCACAACUGACAGCAGACUUUGAGAAGGCAACAGCUGAGAAGUUACGAUGUCAGCAAGAGGCAGAUGCCACAACACGCACUAUUGAGUUGGCCAAUCGACUUGUUGGAGGCUUAGCAUCAGAAAAUGUGCGGUGGGCAGAAGCUGUUGCCAAUUAUAUGAAGCAAGGGACCACUCUUCCUGGAGAUGUAUUACUGGUAACAGCUUUUAUAUCCUAUGUCGGUUGCUUCACUAAACAGUUCAGACUUGAUUUGCUUAACAAGAUGUGGUUGACAUUCCUGCGCACACUUGAGCCCCCUAUACCAAUAACAGAAGGGUUGGACCCAUUAACAUUGCUGACUGAUGAUGCAUUGGUAGCUGUCUGGAACAAUGAAGGUUUGCCCAGUGACCGGAUGUCCACUGAGAAUGCAACAAUUCUUACAAAUUCUGACAGGUGGCCACUUAUGAUUGACCCACAGUUGCAAGGUGUGAAAUGGAUAAAGCAGAAGUAUGGUGAGCAGUUGACUGUUCUACGCCUGGGCCAGCGUGGCUAUCUUGAUGUAGUGGAGAAAGCUCUGACAACUGGAGCCACACUGCUCUUUGAGAACAUUGAUGAAGAUGUCGAUCCUGUGCUGGAUCCCCUUCUUGGCCGCAAUUUGAUAAAGAAAGGCAGGGCUAUUAAGAUUGGUGAUAAGGAAGUUGAAUACAAUAGCAAAUUUCGGCUUCUCUUGCAUACAAAGCUAGCAAACCCACACUAUAAACCAGAGAUGCAAGCACAGACAACCCUCAUUAACUUUACAGUCACAAGGGAUGGCUUGGAAGAUCAGUUGCUAGCAGAAGUUGUGAAAGCUGAACGGCCAGAUCUAGAGGAACUAAAAGCUGACUUAACAAAACAACAGAAUGACUUUAAAAUAAUGUUAAAACAGUUAGAAGAUGACUUGCUGUCAAGGUUGUCUUCUGCUGGUGGUAACAUACUGGGUGACACAGCACUUGUAGAAAAUCUAGAGACAACAAAACGGACAGCAGCUGAAAUUGAAAGAAAAGUUGCUGAGGCCCGUGUGACAUCCGUUGAGAUUGACCAGGCUCGGGAGCUAUACAGACCGGCAGCAGCUCGAGCAUCUCUCCUGUACUUCAUUCUCAAUGAUCUGAAUACUAUCAACCCUAUCUACCAGUUUUCUUUAAAGGCAUUUAGCGUGGUUUUUCAAAAGGCAAUUGAGAAAGCUGUACCAUCUGAUGAUGUGCCCACAAGGGUUUUGAAUCUAAUAGACUGUAUUACGUACUCUGUUUUUGUGUACACAACUAGAGGGCUUUUUGAAUGUGACAAACUUAUAUUUGCUUCACAGAUGGCUUUUCAGAUUUUAUUGAUGAAUGAAGAAAUUCAGCCUGCAGAACUGGAUUUCCUGUUACGCUUUCCCAUAAUGCCACAUGUGACUAGUCCAGUUGACUUUUUAUCUGACAGCAGCUGGGGUGGCAUUCGUAGCCUCUCAUCUAAAGAUGAAUACAGAAAUCUGGAUCGCGACAUUGAAACUAAUCCUAAAAGAUGGAAGAAGUUAAUUGAGUCAGAGUGUCCUGAGAGAGAGAAGUUCCCACAAGAGUGGAAAAAUAAGACUGCCUUGCAGCGACUGAGCAUGAUGCGUGCAUUUCGUCCAGACCGAAUGACAUAUGCUAUGAUAGCAUUCAUUGAAGAAAAGCUUGGCGCCAAGUAUGUGGAAGGAAGAACAAUAGAAUUUGCUAAGUCAUUUGAAGAAUCUAGUCCUUCUACACCCAUAUUUUUUAUAUUGUCGCCUGGUGUUAAUCCCCUGAAGGAUGUUGAAACACUUGGUUUCAAACUGGGUUUUACAAUUGAUGCCCAGAAUCUGCACAAUGUCUCUCUGGGACAGGGCCAAGAGGUAGUUGCUGAACAAGCUAUGGACAUUGGAGCAAAAAAUGGACACUGGGUUAUAUUGCAGAAUAUCCACUUAGUGAAAAAGUGGUUGCCAGCACUGGAGAAGAAAUUAGAGUUUUAUGCUGUAGGGUCACACCCGAGUUAUCGUCUGUUUAUGAGUGCGGAACCUGCAGCAUCUGCAGCUGCCCACAUCAUUCCACAGGGAAUCCUAGAAUCCUCCAUUAAAAUUACAAAUGAGCCUCCAACAGGGAUGAAUGCAAAUGUGCACAAAGCCUUAGACAAUUUCAAUCAAGACACUCUUGAGAUGUGCAGCAAGGAAGCGGAAUUCAAGGCAAUUUUAUUUUCAUUGUGCUAUUUUCAUGCUGUUGUUGCUGAGAGGCGGAAAUUUGGGCCACAAGGCUGGAACAAAAUUUAUCCCUUCAAUGUUGGUGACCUGACAAUUAGUGUGAAUGUCUUAUACAACUAUUUAGAAGCAAAUUCUAAAGUUCCAUGGGAAGAUCUGCGUUAUCUGUUUGGUGAGAUUAUGUAUGGUGGACACAUAACUGAUGACUGGGAUCGCCGACUCUGCAUUUCCUACUUAGAAGAAUUAAUGCAACCUGGACUUGUUGAUGGUGAGCUGAUGCUGGCACCAGGAUUCCCAGCUCCUCCCAAUACAGACUAUCAAGGUUAUCAUGCAUAUAUUGAUGAAGCAAUGCCCCCAGAGUCCCCAUACUUGUAUGGUUUGCAUCCGAAUGCUGAAAUUGGUUUUCUGACAACAACAUCUGAGAAUUUGUUCCGUACAGUAUUUGAGAUGCAGCCAAGGGAUGCUGGGGCAUCUGGUGGUGCUACAGUUACCAGGGAAGAUAAGGUAAAACAAAUUGUGGAUGAAAUAAUGGAAAAAUUGCCAGAAGAGUUUAAUAUGGCAGAAAUUAUGGGAAAAGUGGAAGAACGUACUCCCUAUGUAAUUGUAGCCUUCCAGGAAUGUGAGCGCAUGAAUUACUUAACUGGAGAAAUGAAACGCUCACUUCGGGAACUGGAUCUGGGUUUGAAGGGUGAACUGACAAUAACAUUUGUCAUGGAAGAAUUGGAGAAUGCACUUUUCUUAGAUCAGGUUCCAGCUGUGUGGGCCCAGAGAGCAUAUCCUUCCCUACUAGGUCUUACUGCCUGGUUUGCUGAUCUUCUGCUUCGCUUACGUGAGCUUGAAACAUGGGCCACAGAUUUUGUGCUACCAGCAUCUGUCUGGCUGGCAGGAUUUUUCAAUCCACAGUCAUUUUUGACAGCCAUCAUGCAGUCGACAGCUCGCAAGAAUGAACUUCCUCUUGACAAAAUGUGUUUACAGUGUGAUGUGACAAAAAAGCUGAAAGAGGAUGUUGUUGGAAAAAGUGCAACAGUACGCAGUGCACCACGUGAUGGAGCAUAUGUGCAUGGUUUAUUUAUGGAAGGAGCACGUUGGGAUAUCCAGGCUGGUGUGAUUAGUGAGUCACGUCUCAAAGAACUUUUUCCUAUGCUGCCAGUUCUCAACAUAAGGGCUAUUACACAAGACAAGAUAGAUACUAGGAACAUUUAUGAAUGUCCUAUCUACAAAACACGAACUAGAGGACCAACUUAUGUAUGGACUUUUAACCUCAAGACUAAGGACAAACCAACAAAAUGGAUAUUGGCAGGAGUUGCACUACUGCUUCAGAUUUGAAAUUAUUAGAGAUGCAAAUAUAACAGUGCUAGUGCUUUCCAAAGAGUGAUAUCUAGUACAAAUUCUUUAAAAUAUGGAUUCUUGCUAUUUUGCUUUAUAAUUUACUUUGUUGUAGAUAUGAUAUUAUGUUUGGUUUUUU